CCGCUUUCCUGCACCGAGGCAGUCUGGGAUUUGUAGUUUUUCCCUGCCUACUCCGAGCGCCAGACGCGAAUGCUCGGGUGCGCCUUUUCAGCGCAUCAUCGCGGAAAUCUAAGCCUCGCUAUUCGUUUGCUGCAGCCUUUCCACAGGCUCGGCCGUGCCCUGCCGCCUCACCUUGCUCUCUUGUCAAGCAGCCCCGGCUGUAGAGCGGCGAAGAAAAAGAUGCUAGUGGCGGCUGCAGCGGAUAGGAACAAAGGUCCUAUACUGGAAGUGCUACAGCAGUACGUGGACCCUGCGGCCCCCAAGGUGCGAGCUUUGGAGGUGGCAUCCGGUACCGGACAACACUGCGCACAUUUCGCACAGGCACUGCCCAACCUACACCUGGUCCCCUCAGAGCUGGACCCGCACAGCCGGCAGAGUAUUUCAGCGUAUAUCUCCCAUUGGUCGCUCAGUAAUGUGGAGCAGCCCCGGACUCUCGAUUCCUCCAAAAGCUGGGAGACUUGGGGAUUUAGUCCCAAUUCACUGCACCUCAUUAUCUGCAUCAAUAUGAUCCAUAUCACUGAGCCUAGCUGCACACAGGGUCUUUUUAAAGGAGCAGGACACCUCUUGAUGCCUGGAGGUGUAUUAUUCACUUAUGGGCCAUACUCAGUGAAUGGAAUCCUCACCCCACAGAGCAAUGUGGAUUUUAACAUCAGUCUGAAAAGGAGAAACCCUGCCUGGGGAAUCUGGGAUACAUCUGAUCUUCAAAACCUAGCAACAACCUGCGGGAUGUCACUGGAGAGGAUGGUGGAUAUGCCGGCCAAUAAUAAAUGUCUGAUCUUCCGAAAGAAGUGACCCCUGGCCUGCUGUGGCUCAUUGUGCCAAAGUGAACAUCAUUUGUGUUAGCAACUGUAAGGCCCAAACAAGUUUUCUUGUUUGUAUGAAUCAUUUAUGUACGGAAACUGUGUUUGCAAGAAAGAAAUAUAUACAGAGGGGUAUAA
Messenger RNA from Xenopus tropicalis (tropical clawed frog), 977 nucleotides. It is a transcript of the gene mettl26, whose product is annotated as methyltransferase like 26. The record is from RefSeq and is marked validated. Bases 220 to 831 code for a protein of 203 amino acids. The transcript is spliced from 6 exons. NCBI's taxonomy places the organism in Eukaryota, Metazoa, Chordata, Amphibia, Anura, Pipidae.